GUGACACUGUCUGUUCUUGUUUUUGUAUCAGAUUCAACCUUCAUAUCAUUCAUCCUUUCAUACUUCAAACUCUAUACUUCAUAUUUCAUAUUUCAUAUUUCAAACUUCCUAUAUAUCAUUUUACAUUUGUUGCAUUCUUUUAUUCACACAAAAUUCAAUUCUGAAAACCUCAAUCGUUGUCCCGUUAGCUCGGAUGAGGUGAUAUCCUCAUUCUUUGAAAUUGCUUAAAGAUUGCUUAAAGAUGGAGCCGCAAGAUAUUGGCAUCGGCGGCAGUAGCAGUGGUAGGACCGCGAGAAACCGUGCUAGUCUCCGUCAACAGCAGGAUGAGUUCCGACGACGUUUGAUGAGGCCCAAUCGGGUCCCCCGGUCCUCAGAUGGCUACCCUGGCAGCCCUGGAGACCAAUUUGAGGACCAGUUCCUAGACCAUCCCGGAGAUCCUGUCCGCAACGGAGGGCCUCAGGCUGCUGAGGCUGCUGAGGCUGCUGAGGCUGCCGAGCUUUUUGCAGCUUUAAAUGAUGGUUCCAGACCCGACUUACAGUGGGCUUACGGAGAAUCCCAAGGUCUGUUACACUUUUAUGUUAUUCUUUACCGCAUCCUUUUUGGUUCCCUUAUUGUAUCCACUACUCCUAUCCCUUGUUACCUACCUUCAUAACCUUUCAUUGCUUGUCACUCCCCAUACAUGGAAUGGAGUCCAAUCCACCCCCCAUGGAUUUCGGAAACCGUCCAACAACGCCCACCAGCGAGCCCCCGACCCAGCCCUUCGGUUCGGCGCCGAUGGUGUCGGUAACCCCUAGUGAAAUGUUUCAAGCGCUGUUACGAGCCAGAGGGCACAAUGAACGCAAUGAACGACUCAUCCAAGAUUCGCAACUUCCCGAUUCUCUCUCGGACCUCUCCACUGACAUACUAUCAGCCCCUGGCUCUCCGAUGGAAGAGGCUGAGCAAAUUGAAGAGGAUGAUGGCGAUGUUGAGGGCGAUCCAGGCCACGAAGAGGAGCAGGACGAAGAAGAUGACGAGGUCCUUAAUGAGGAUCCCUCGUUGGAUCCCUCUUCCGUCGGCUUAAAAGAGAUUAGCAAUCUUGCUAGCUUUACAGUCAGCAGCUUCAAACCUGGAUGUGGUGUUAAAGAGCUUCUUGAUAACGAUUUCAACCAAUUCUGGCAGUCUGAUGGACCACAGCCCCACUACUUGAAUAUUCACUUCAUCAAACGCGUGGAAAUCCGCGCACUGCGACUCUACUUGGAUUACGAGCUUGAUGAGAGUUACACGCCCACCAAGAUUCAAAUUACCGCCGGCUUCAGUCCCAACAUGACCAUUCCAUUUGUCCUCAUGGAGUUUGGCAUGCCCAAAGGUUGGAUAGAUGUCCCUAUCGAAGGCGCAGGUGGUGGUCAUGAUGGCAACUCACUCUCGUGCUUCUUCGUCCGAGUGAUUAUCGUCGAGAACCACCAGAACGGCAAGGACACGCACAUCCGGGGAGUCAAGGUGUACGCAUUGGAUGACUCGGCCGAUACAGCGGAGAACAACCCAGUCGAAGACAUGGUGGAGGUUAUUGAUGACUACGACAUAAGACUGGCGGAAAUGAGCCUCAAUGAAGAAGACGGCGACGCAGCCUUGAAGCUGGAAGAAGAGAAGAAGAACCGAAAAGCAAAGGCCAAGAAGUACACGCCAGGCGAUGGCGGACUGAGCAUCCCUGACUUUAUGAGGGAACCCGAGAUCCGUUGAAGAAACUCGCGGGCAUGUGGCGAUCGCAUAGGCGGAAAAGCAUCAUGGCGUUACGGAAUUCUGAUUUGAUUAUAAACGAUACCCCCAUGACUUUUUACUAUUACUGAACCAAACUGCAUUGCAAAAAGGGACUGCAUAUCGCUUUCGUCUCGUCUUGUCUCCUCUCAUGAGGGAAAGAUGAGUCUCGUGGUUACGACCUUUGAAGAUGAAAACGCAAUGACAAUCAGUUCUUUAACCUGCAUUUGAAUAACUACACAAAUAACUACGUGCUAUACUAUCGUGAUCGUGUUACGCAUAAUCGAUUAAGGUGAUGGGUGAAUUAAAACGGAGACC
Hypoxylon fragiforme is the source of this 2049-nucleotide messenger RNA. RefSeq names its product APC10-domain-containing protein. Lineage: Eukaryota; Fungi; Ascomycota; Sordariomycetes; Xylariales; Hypoxylaceae. Bases 685 to 1716 code for a protein of 343 amino acids. Gene Ontology annotation, biological process: protein K11-linked ubiquitination; anaphase-promoting complex-dependent catabolic process. The record is from RefSeq and is a predicted model, not a curated record. The transcript is spliced from 2 exons. Gene Ontology annotation, cellular component: anaphase-promoting complex.